UCUCGCCCUAUUUCUCUCUCUUCCCGGUAGUCUUCAUCUCUAGAAGCCAUGAACGCGAACCAGUCGCGGCUUGGGUUUUUUCCAUGAAAGACAUCGAAUCCGUAAGACCUCAAAUCCCUCAUCCUCUUCGCGUCCAUUAGUUUUUUUUUUCAUUUUUCACGUUAUAGGCUGAUUUCUCCAGGCCGCUGAAGAAACCCUAAUCGAUCCGUUCCUUGUAGAGGUCCUCCCGGCCCACAAAAUAUUCGAAGAUUAGGGCUUUCUUAGAUUGAUAGGUUUUUUUACUCUACCCUGUUACUUCGGAUUAGGGAUUUCGUUAUUCCAAUUCCGCUCUGGUAGAAGUUACGGUAUUGGAAGGAGAUUAAGGCGCUGAACAAUUCGCUUCCGAUUGCUUCAAUUGAUUGAGUUCCGGAUAAUGUGUAUACUCUGCGUGGUCCAGAGGUGGUCUCGGCGGGUCGCGACCAUGCUACCGUGGCUUGUGAUCCCGCUUAUCAUUCUCUGGGCUCUCUCUCAGUUGCUCCCUCCCCCCCUCCGCUUCGAGAUCACCUCACCUCGCCUUGCCUGCGUUCUCGUUCUUCUCGCCACUCUUUUCUGGUACGAGAUUCUCAUGCCCCACCUCUCCAGUUGGAGGGCUCGUCGUGCUGCCCGCCUCCGUGAGCGCCGCCGCACAGAGGCCCUAGAGCUCCAGAAACUUCGUAAGACUGCUACUCGUCGUUGCCGGAAUUGCCACAUGCCUUACCGUGACCAGAACCCUGGUGGUGGUCGGUUCAUGUGCUCUUACUGUGGUCACAUCUCCAAAAGGCCGGAGCUUGACCUGCCAGAUCAGAUGGAAAGUCCUGGUAUCAUUGCUGAUGUUGUUGGGAAGAAUGGCUGGUUGUGUUAUGCUGAUGGGAAUGGUAAUUGGGCGGGCUCUGAUCCGAAGUACUGGAAUGGCACUGAUCGGAGCUGUUCCAUGGACAGAUCUUGUUUUGGUUUGAUUUUUUUUGCCUGCAAGCUACUUUCAUGUUUUUUCUCGAGUGUGAGGUGGCUUCAUGGCAAAAUUUUCAGAUUUGGUACUUCAAGGGAAGAUGGAUCUUCUGAUUUAGAUCAUAGAGGGUUGCCAGGGAAAGGGGAGAAUUGUGUAAAUUUCCAUGAGAGUAGAGGGGAGAAGGCUAGAAGGAAAGCGGAGGAGAAGAGGCAGGCUCGGUUGGAGAAAGAAAUGCUAGAGGAGGAAGAGAGGAAGCAGAGGGAAGAAGUUGCAAGGCUGGUAGAGGAGAGGAGAAGACAGCGGGAUGAAAUGUUGGCUGCUGAGAAAGAGCGGUCGAAGGGCUUAGCUGUUGAUGGGGGCAGAGAUGGAAAGAAGGAAAUGGAUAGGAGGAGGAAGGACAGAAGGAAAGACAAGGAUAAAGCAUCUAGCAAGAGCAAUUCUGAUGUUGAAGAGCAUGAGAAGAGGGCAAGUAGGGAAAACGAAAGGAAACGGGAGUUUGAGAAGAAGGUUGAGAAUGAAUUGAGAGAUUUUCAGAAGGGUGCCACGGAUAAUUACAAAUCACAUGCCUUAGAAGGUGUUCAUGGAAAUAAGGUUGCUGUGAAUAAUUCUAGGUAUUUUGAUCGCAUGAAAGGCUCUUUUUUAUAUUCUUCUAGAGGUUUUGCUGGUCCCUUCUUUGGAAGAAACAUGCAGAACUCCCCCGCUGUUACCAAGAUAACUAAGCCCGCCACAGGAAUUAUUGAUCAUGGUCAAAAUUCAGGAAACAGAAGAGAUACUCAUCCUCUAGUGCAUGUGGCUGGUAAAUCAUCUUCUAGUGCAGGUGAUAAGGCUUCUGAGACAAACUUAAGUCGAAUUGGAACUACAAAUGUUCAACCAAAAACAACCGUUAUAAAAAAAUCAUGGCAGCAAUUGUUUACUCGUUCUUCAGCAGUUUCUCCAUAUCCUGAUGCAAAGUCUACAGGUCAGGUGAAUCCAACUGGACAAUUAGCAGAUCGAGGUGAUCUUUCAUCCAAGAAAGACUUACUUCAAAGUUACUCUACUACUGAUAACCUAGUUGAUUAUGGGAAAUCAUUGCCUUUCACAGCAUUCCCUCCUGCAAGCAUUUCUUUUCCAAACAAUCCAAUUUUUCCUAUUGUGCCCGAUACAACAUUCCCUCCUCUUGAAGAGCCACCGCGAAGUUCAUUGUCAGAAGAUGCAGAAUUAUUUGAGGAUCCAUGCUAUGAUCCAGAUCCCAUCUCAUUGUUGGGGCCUGUAUCAGAGUCACUUGACAAAUUUCCAUCGUACUUAGAGACUGGAUUUACUACAAGGAACAAGACUGAAGGAUCUUCAUAUUUGAAGAAUGUUUUGACUUCUGCAGAUGUGAAUAAGCCUUCCCCUAUUGAGCCUCCCUUGUCCAAAGUAAAUUUUCCAGAAGGAAAGCAUUCCGCAUCUGAUCAAUUGUUUUGCUCUCCUAAUUCAGAUCUAUCCAGCAAUAUACUGGAACAAAGUACAUGGAAAAUGUGGGGCAGUCCAUUGCCUCAGGAAGGGAUGGGUUUGAUAGGUCGUCCCAAUGGUUGGUUUUCACCCCUCAUGCAAAACAAUUCCCAACAGCAAGAUUUCUUGCAUUCUCUGUCCCACAGGCCUAUAGAACCACCCAUCUCAAAGAGUAACAAUAAGCUAAUGGGAAUAUCUAAUCAGUAUGCUCAUAAUGGUAACCAUGAACAUAAUUGUGGGACAUAUAGUCCACUUGGUCCUAGUUUUAAUGAUAAUGGCAUAUGGCAGCAGAACUUCUUCCAGGCUCCAUCACCAAUGGCUGUUAAUGAUCAUUUACUACCUAUUGAUCUCAUGGUUAAAAUAUCUCAGGGUGAAGCUAACUAUAGUACUCCAAUAAAAUCAACUACUGGGCAUCCUUUUGAAACAAACCCAAUUACUAGUUGGCCCAACAGGGAUGACUCUGUUUUGGAUGCUCCUCAGCAAGUUGGAAACCUGAAUCCUGGAAGGCCAAAUGUUGGAAGCCUUUUCUCCAGAGGCCCAGAUGUACCGUCGGUCUGGUCUUUCACUAAAUAGUUUAAGAAAUAAGAACUAUAAUACCAUUGUCCCCCGAAGGCAAGCUUCCUUUUUGCUUCUUUACGAAGAGAAUUAAGGAAAGAUAGGAAAAUCUUAGCUGCAGUGAAUCCUUUCUUUAUGUAAAUGAUAUGACCCAUUUCAUUUAAGCUUUGAAUAGAUGGAAUGCAUGCAUUCUUGAGACAUUGGUAGCUGAAUAUAACUUUUUUUCUUCUUCUUACUUGUUUCAACAGGGUUCUUCAUCUAGUUGAUAUAAUUUCUUUCAA
Molecule: messenger RNA, 3270 nt
Organism: Dendrobium catenatum
Lineage: Eukaryota; Viridiplantae; Streptophyta; Magnoliopsida; Asparagales; Orchidaceae
Exons: 3
Coding region: 413-3007 (864 amino acids)
Source: RefSeq, a predicted model, not a curated record